Branchiostoma floridae (Florida lancelet) is the source of this 7400-nucleotide messenger RNA. RefSeq names its product pecanex-like protein 1. Bases 195 to 7376 code for a protein of 2393 amino acids. Lineage: Eukaryota; Metazoa; Chordata; Leptocardii; Amphioxiformes; Branchiostomatidae. The record is from RefSeq and is a predicted model, not a curated record. The transcript has 37 exons. Gene Ontology annotation, cellular component: membrane.
CCACUCCCGCAUGGAAUGCUGGGAAGUAAACUGAGACUGUCCCGUACGAGGUAACAAAAUUCAAUAUGGCUGCCGUGAUGUGGAAAAAAAGACGGUGGACCAGGAAACACUCUCCAGCAUGUAGUAACGGGCUGUAGAAACCGCAUUCCCACCUUCCUGAGGACCACAAGGACACAGGGUAGUGUACUGUAGUCAUGGGGUCCCAGACACUCGAGAUUCUGAGGCAGGGGGUGUGGGCUUCUUUGACGGGAGGCUGGUUCUUCGACCCGCACCAAGGCAUCUUCUGCAACACUUUCCACCUGUACCUGUGGUUGUUUCUUCUCUGUUUCCCCUUCACCCUCUACUUGGCCUUCCCUCCAUCUGUGGUGGUAUGGACAAUAUACUGUGGCAUUGUGGGGGUCCUCUUCACAACCAUCAAAGUCAUCAACUAUCGCCUGCACCUGAUGUUUGAUGGUGGCGAGGCUGUGGCUAAGGCUAAAGGUGGUGAGGGAGGAGCUAUUGAGGACAGCACCAGGGAUGCCAACGGUCUGGAAGAUGUGGCAGCAGAUGCCAGAAGUGUCAGUAGUCACCAAGACCAGCCUGAUGCACAGAAAAGUGAGGAGGGUAUAGAGAUGAAGGUGAUGCAGACUUCAGAAAACACCAUAACGCCACCUUUGGCCUGCAGCUCCAGAAAUUCUUUUGCUGAGCCUCAUGAAUCUAAGGAGGUUCUAGCAGAGCUGGAGACAAUAAAAAGUACAGAAGACCUGCAGGAAGACCCGGCCCAGCUGCAGCCAGUGUUACACCACUCCGUCCUGGAGGCCCUGCAGAAGAUCAAUGACAUGACCCUCAGCAGCGACCUGCAGCUGGACCAGCCUCCUGCAGGCUCCACAGAUUACAUCCCCAUGACAACCAUCACUGCCAAGUCCCCAGCAGUUGUGGAUGGUGAUGGUGGCCCAGAGGAACAGAAGGACUCCAGUAAGGAUGGUCCUCCCCAGCCUGGUGACCCUCACCAUGACCAACCAGCCAGUCCUCAGAAAGAGGAGCUCAACACAGAAGUCACCUCAAGUCUAACUAGCCAGAACACUUCUCUGGAGAUGGUGUCAGCUGAAGAUGCAUCUCCCGUCGCCAUGCCAACAGGCUCCACCCAUGAGCAGCCGGCCAUUUUGAAGGAGGCAAGGUCACAGGAUCCAAUCAGGGAGCAGUACCUCCCCAUUCCCAGCAGUGGUAACACGCCAUUGGACGAGGACAAGCCAAUCACGGAACAGGAGAAAGAUGCGGACACGAAGGAUUCUGGCUGUGGCUCUGAUGCUGGAGGGGAGCAGCCAUUGGCUACUAGCUCCCCUGUAGGUGCAACCCCAACAGAUACUGAAACUCUCCCAGUUAACACUGAGGAAGAUGAAACCACGCCAACAGAAGAGACUACAAUCCCCAGUGAGACAGAUGUAGAGUUGAACUCUGAAGCACACACAGAGCCCACACAAUCUGAAACUGAAGACUCCGCUGAUGUGAUAAGCCCCGCAGAAAUAGAGAUUAUUAAUGAAACGAUGGAGAAAUUCCAAGAGAUUCAAGCCUCAGCAGACGAAAAGGUCUCCUCAUUAUUAGAUAUUGUAGAGAAACUAGGAUCAGUGGGGGAGGAGACAAGGAAAGCUGUAGACUUGGGAGCUGAGGGCGGGUUCCCUCCUCCCUUGGUAGAGGACCCCUGUAAGAUGACAGUGUCCGACCUAUCCUUAGAGAAAGACAACUUAAGUAAAAUACGUCCUCACAAACCUCUGACCAGGUUGUACCCCAAGGAGAGAGAUCCUCUGAGCAUACAGAGGACUCGAGGGGAUGGGGGGCUCGACCUGGAGAGCACCCAGUCCAGCCUUGAGCUCCCCAGUCACAAAGUGUCUACAGAACAGUUGAAGGACCAUGUCACCUCUGCUAGCUCUCCUAAUGUGAGCACAGAUAAUAAGUCCGUCAGGCCAAAGUCAGCCGGGUCAAGUAGUCUUAAGAAACGAACCAGUCGGACGCGCCCCAAGCUUGAGAAGUUGCGCGCUGCUAGCUUAGACACCAGUGUUACACUAAGUGACGCUCUCGGAGGUCGGACUAGUACCAGCUCCAUUCCAACUGGCUCGAGGGAAAUUGAACUGAAGACAUUUAGAAUACUGAGAGACCAGGAUUCUACCAUCCCUGACCAGGACAGGGCAGAGGUAGAGUUUUCUCGCCUGUCAAGUCAGUCCUCCAGCACACGGUCCAGCGAUCGUCCGUUGAUCAGGCGGACUUCAGAAACCAGUGGUGACAGCAGCUCGUGGGCAGCAACAACAGACCCGCUACUUCCGGCAUCCUCUCAUGCAGAGAGUGCCGGAGCAGCUGAAGACAAGAGCAAGUCUGCGACAAAGCUGGACUCGAAGAGGAAAAGGAGGCCCAAGUCAAAGUCGGACCUUGAAGCAAAGGGUAGAGAUGUAGAAAGUAAUGCUGCAGCGCUGGAGGCUUUAUCAAGGGUGGGGGCAAUAAAAGUUAAAGACGCAAGUGGAAGCAGUCGUGCACAGAACAAUGCAAGUGGUUUGAACUGGUUAUUCACACCAGAUGAGGAAGAUGACGAUGAUGAUGAUGAUGACGACGAUGAUGAUGAUAUGGAUAAUUCCACGUUAGAUUCACAAUCCAGGUCAGUCUCAGCGGAGACCACUAGCACUGUCAGGUCAGAGGAUAGUGAGGUUCCUGUAGCAAUACCAAGUCACUCACGGGCGAGCGAAGGGGCCAUUCCCAAGCGUAGGUCAACCUCCAGUGCUGGGGGCUCACGUCGAAGGGGCCACAGGGAAUCAGGGUCGUCACCCCGAAGGAUAUUGGAUGAUCGUGGGCUCGGGCUGCUGGACAGCCCGUCAGACAGCCCCUCCACGCGGCUCACUAAGGUACUGCAGCGUGUCCUGGCAGAGGAGACCGACCAUCUGGAUAUAACUGAUAUAGGACCAACCACCCGUAGUAGGCAUCGUUCGUCUGGCUCACGGAGACGGAGACACCGUCACAGGGACACACCUACCUCCUCCCCCCUCCCCGACCCCUUCCCAAACCUCGCAUCUCCAGACCGCCACAUAACUGACCGGCGUGCUGCGACCAGGCGAGAGCGACACAAGGCCAUCCGCCGGCGCGAGACCACGCCUCCAUCAACCCUUCUGACAUCCCUCAACAUAGCUGAUAAUGCACAUCUGGCUAUGUCACACGAGGACACAACUAAGGGGGCUGUGCACUGCUUUCAAGAUGAAUUUGGAAACUGGUUGACGUACACGUUUGAUGACAACAGUGCAGGUGUGGCUGUACCUGCCAUCCAGGCCAUUCCAGAUCCACUGGUGGAAGUCUUGAAUGACCAAUGGGAGACAGGUUCUUCCAGCUCCUCCUCCACUGUCGUCAUCGACAACAAGUCAGAAUCCCAUCUACUGGAUAUUCCCGACAUCCCCGGGUCUGUUGCUCGGCAACAUCGUAACCGCCACAUCCUGUACACAGACAGUAUCACUGAGAGAAAUCAGGAUGAUGAUAACAAUUCCACUCCAGACUCCGAGGGUAUCAGGAAUAUCAUCUGUAUGGAAGAGAAGCCUCCACCCAAGAAGGUCAAGUACAACUACAGGUUCCCACUGUUUCCCUGGAAAACAAUCAAAGUCACAUACGACAGGCUGGCACUGUUGGCACUUCUGGACAGAAAUCGUACCUUACUUGAGAACAUCUCGGCUGUAUUCCUCUCCAUGUUAGUGGGGGUUUUCGGCUCCCUGCUGCUCACGGCAAACUUUUUCCAGGACUUCUGGAUUUUCCUUUUCUGUGUGAUCAUCGCUUCCUGCCAGUACUCAUUACUUAAAAGUGUGCAACCUGACUCAGCAUCUCCCGUCCAUGGCCAUAACAGGAUAAUAGCGUUCAGCCGGCCUGUGUACUUCUGCCUGUGUUGUUCCCUGGUGCUGCUGUUAGACUACACCAGUAAGCAGGCCAGCUUCAGUGUGUACCACCUGUACGGGCUGCCCCUCACUGACCCCAGUCUGCUCAGGUUCGCCAGGGACCUCGUCAUGGUGCUGCUGCUGUGUUUCCCCCUGGUGUUCCUGUUGGGUCUCUUACCGCAGUGCAACACCUUUGCCAUGUACAUUCUGGAGCAGAUUGAGACCCACAUCUUCGGUGGUCACACCACCACCAGCCUGAUGGCAGCGUUCUCCAGCGUCUGCAGGAGCCUGGUGUCUGUUGGACUCGUCUAUGGCUUCUGUUUUGGCGCUUUGAGGGAUGUGGACUUGUCCUCCCAACACGUGCUGUUCUCAGUGUUCUGUGGCCUGUUGGUUGCCAUGGCGUACCACCUGAGCAGGUGCACAUCGGACCUGUCAGUGCUGUGGCAGGUGCUGAGCCGCUGGCUGUUUGCUGAAGAGGAGAACAAGGACCAGGACGAGCUGUCUGACGUGGUGGACCCGCUGCCCGAGAAGCUGCGCCAGUCGGUGGCCUCCAGACUCAAGUCCGACGCCAUCGUGUGCUCCGUCAUCGCCAUGCUGGUGUUCGCCAUCCAUGUCAGCACUGUGUUUACUGUCCUACAGCCAUCGGUGACAAAUGUCCUGCUGAUCGUGGCAGGUGCUGUGGGUGUGCUGACCCACUACAUCAUGCCCCAGUUCAGAAAACAGCUGCCGUGGCUGUGCUUCGCCCACCCGCUCCUCAAGACACACGAGUAUCACCAGUUUGAAGUGCGAGAUUGUGCCCGAGUCAUGUGGUUUGAAAAGCUGUACGUUUGGAUGAGGUUUGUGGAGCGCAACAUCGUGUACCCACUGCUGUUCCUCAGCACACUGACCAAGGAUGCGCCUGUUGUCGUCACCAACUUUGGACCAUAUUUGGGGUCAGCCGUGGUGAGCCUGUGUGGACUGAAGCUGCUCAGAGGCUCCUUCUCCAACACCCUCCACCAGCACGUCAUCCUCAUCUUCACCUACUUCUUCUUCCACUACGACUUUCCUCACGCCUCGGAAUCUUUCCUCAUCGACUACUACUGCAUGUCCAUUCUCUUCAGUAAGCUCUAUGACUUCCUGUUGAAGCUGAGGUUUGUGCUGACCUACAUCGCCCCCUGGCAGAUCACAUGGGGAAGUGCAUUCCAUGCAUUUGCACAGCCUUUCUCAGUACCACAUUCCGCCAUGUUGUUCGUACAAGCCGCAGUGUCUGCAUUCUUCCAGGCUCCCCUGAAUCCGUUCCUGGGCAGUGCAAUAUUCAUCACUUCUUACGCCAGGCCAACCAAGUUCUGGGAAAGGGACUACAAUACAAAAAGAGUGGACCAUUCCAACACAAGACUUUCCACCCAUUUAGAAAGAAAUCCAGGAUCAGACGACAACAACCUGAACUCCAUCUUCUACGAGCACCUGACGCGGUCCCUCCAGCACUCCCUGUGCGGAGACUUGGUGCUGGGUCGCUGGGGGAACGUUGCUGCAGGAGACUGCUUCGUGCUGGCCUCAGACUACCUGAACUGCCUGGUACACGUCAUCGAGAUGGGGAACGGGCUGGCCACCUUCCAGAUGAGGGGGCUGGAGUUCAGGGGCACAUACUGCCAGCAGCGUGAGGUGGAGGCCAUCACAGAGGGAGUGGAUGAGGAUGAAGGCUGUUGCUGCUGUGAACCCGGCCACCUUCCUCACAUGCUGUCAGGCAAUGCUGCCUUCAACCAGCGCUGGCUGGCCUGGGAGGUGACGGCUGUCAAGUAUGUUCUGGAGGGGUACUCCAUAUCAGACAACUCUGCUGCCUCCAUGCUGCAGGUGUUCGACCUCAGGAAGAUCCUCAUCAGCUACUACAUCAAGAGCAUCAUCUACUACGUGGUGCGGUCACCAAAGCUGGAGACGUGGGUGAACAACACAGACAUACAGGAGGCCCUAAAGAUCUGCCUGGACAAGACAUACGCUGACGUAGAUCCGACCUUCAACCACAACAUUGAUGACGACUACGACAUCAGGCUGAACGGGAUCUCUCGCCACUCCUUCUGCAACACCUACCUGCUGUGGAUCCAGCACUGCGCAGGUCGACGUGAGCAGGCGGUGGACAGCAGCAGGGAGUCACCACUGGUCACUCUGUGUUACGGGCUGUGUGUGCUGGGCAGGAGAGCGCUAGGCACGGCCUCACACCACAUGUCAUCUAGCAGCUUGGAGUCCUUUCUGUACGGGCUCCACGCUCUGUUCAAGGGAGACUUCCGCAUCACGUCCCCGAAGGACGAGUGGGUGUUCUGUGACAUGGAGAUGCUGCGCAGGUGUGUGGCCCCGGGAGUUAGGAUGUCACUCAAGCUACAUCAGGACCAUUUCACCUCCCCAGAUGAAUAUGACGACCACCGUGUGCUGUAUGAUGCCAUCACUGGUCAUGAGGAGAACCUGGUCAUUUCCCAUGAAGGAGAUCCAGCCUGGAGAAACGCAGUGCUGACAAACGUGCAGUCUCUACUGGCACUAAGGCAUGUACUUGAUGAUGGCUCUGAUGAAUACAAGAUCAUCAUGUUGAACAAGAGGUACCUGAGCUUCAGAGUCAUUAAGGUGAACCGUGAGUGUGUGCGAGGCUUAUGGGCAGGCCAACAGCAGGAGCUGGUCUUCCUGCGCAACCGUAACCCAGAGAGGGGCUCCAUCCAGAACGCCAAGCAGGCGCUGCGAAACAUGAUCAACUCUUCAUGCGAUCAGCCCAUCGGUUACCCCAUCUACGUGUCGCCCCUGACGACAUCGUACUCCAACACACAUGAGCAGCUCUCGAGCAUCGUCGGUGGAGAGCUGAGCCUCGAAGCCAUCAAGUCCUCCAUCAUCAAAACAUGGAGAAGGUUACGGAAGACAUGUGGAGCAGGGUGUAACAGUGGGGGGACCGGCGUGCAGGACAACAAUGACAACACCAACUGCGGGCAGCAGAAUACAACCUCAGGCUCCACUCCUGCACCACCAGCUACAACCACAAGCACAGGUGGACAUUUCCAUCGACACAGUUCAGGCAGUUCUAACCGCGUGAACGUGGUGAGUGACAGCCAGAGCCAGGCUCCGCCCACCAGCCGGCUCAGCGUCAGCUCCACGUCAGCGUCCACUCUCACCAGUCCCGCAAACAAACAGACAGGAACUCCCUCCAUAGCAACCAUCACCGGCUUCAUCGGAGACCACGGCAGCAAGGAGGCACUCAUGCAGAGGGUGCAGAUCAUUGACGUAGGCCAAGUGUACGACACAGUCAAUGUUGGGCGGAGGCUACAGUGGCCAGAGGAACACAUGAGGCAACAUGGCGGCAAGAGCGUGUGGAAGGACUGGAGCCCGCGGGAGGGGAUGGAAGGGACGGUCGUCCACCGCUGGUUACCCUGUCACCGCGAGGCUGUGCGGCGCUCGCACGUUGACAAGCCGAUCCUACUGGUUAGCAUUGAGGACAAUUUCGUACCCAUUGCUGAGUCAGGGGUACUAGACCUGGGGGCAGAGGUAUAGCCACGGGGGAACGGUACAGUACCA